Messenger RNA from Coregonus clupeaformis (lake whitefish), 2752 nucleotides. Its product is annotated as protein asteroid homolog 1. Lineage: Eukaryota; Metazoa; Chordata; Actinopteri; Salmoniformes; Salmonidae. The record is from RefSeq and is a predicted model, not a curated record.
CCUGACGUAGCAGGAAGUAAACUUGGCAUGUUGAUAGCGGAGGUUGUUUUGAAGUGAAACUGGGCAGUCUAUAUAUGAUGUGAUGGGUGUCCAUGGUCUGACCAGCUAUGUGGAGGGUAACAGGGGCUUGUUCCAGGACAUCAGGUUCAGAGACAGCAGACUUGUGAUAGAUGGCUGUAGUCUGUUCUUCAGGCUCUAUCUAAACCAUGGACUGGAUCAGGUACACGGAGGGGACUACGAUGCCUUCGGCACCCUGCUGUCUACCUUCAUCUCUGCACUGGAGGCCUGCAACAUACAGCCAUAUGUGGUGCUGGAUGGAGGCAUGGACCCCAGUGAUAAGAAGCUGUCCACCCUGAGGCAGCGGCUGCAGAGUAAGAUCCGAGAGGCUGAGUCUCUGUCCCGUGGCCGACACGGCUCCGUCCUCCCCCUCCUCACAAGACACGUCUUCAUCCAGGUCCUCUCCCAGCGAGGUGUCCCGUUGGUCCAGUGCCCCGCCGAGGCAGACUGGGAGAUUGCCUGCCUGGCCAAUCAGUGGGAUUGUCCAGUUCUGACCAAUGACAGCGACUUUUACAUCUUUGACUUGCCAGGUGGGUAUAUUCCGUUCCGGUUCUUCCAAUGGGCCAGUGUUGGCGGUUCCCCUCCAAAUCACUACAUCCCAGCCAGGCGCUACACGGUCAGUGGGCUGUGCCGGCACUUUAGGGGAAUGAACCGGGAACUUCUGCCGCUGUGUGCUGUCCUGGCAGGGAAUGACUACACCACAGAACAAACCUACAAACACAUACACACACUCCUCUCUCAGCUAACCACGGGAGGGAAGAGGGGAGGCAGAGGGGGAGGGAGCCCAUCCCAUAUAGAGGGCCUCCUUCUCUGGCUCUCCUACUUCCCUGGACCUGAGGAGGCUCUGGAGGAGGUGGGGAGACUGACAGGAGGAGUAGAAAGAGGAGGAGGAGAGCGAGGGAGAGGAGGAAUGGGGAGAGGAAGAGCAGGGAGAGGAGGAGAGAAGUCCGGCCUGUGUUCUGUGCUCUGGUCAGGCAUGCAAGAGUACCAUCUGACCCCUCAGAGCCGUCUCUCUACCUGGUUCUCUGGAGGCUCAUCCAGGUCGCCAGAGGGGCUGUGGGCUGCUACUCCCUGCCCGCUGCCAGAGUGGCUGUGCUGGGCCGCAGGGAGCGGGGCGAUGGCCCCCCUGGUGUUGGACGUCCUGGAGCUCAGGAGGGUGCUGCUCAUCCCUCAGGUGGAGAACAGCCGACUACCCAGCAGCCACUGCAGCGCCACGGCCAUACGACAGGCCCUCUACGGGAUCCUACUGGCCAAUCAGGAGCAGGGGGAGAGGAGAGAGGGAGAGAGGGGGUGGGGAGAGGGUAACAGGGUCCAGGGACAAGGUGGACAGGAGACCCAAGUAGAGGGACAGGGUGAGAGGGGGAGGGGAGAAAGGCAGAGGGGGAGGAGGGUAAGGGGCAGAGGUCAGGGUCCGGGGGGUGCAGAGCCUUCCUCAGGCAGCGGUCAGGGUGAGAACAACGCCCCUAGCGGUGUGGAGGGUGACAGCGCUGUGAGUGUGUGUGUGGAGGAGUACGACAGACACGAUCUGAACCUGAGGAAGAGCCAGGUGGAGCCACGCACCCCCAGAACCAGGCUACACCUUGAGACACUCUGCCAGGCUCCUGUGUCAGUGCGGCUGGAGGUGCUGUAUGAUGUUCUGGGGGUGAAGGAGUCCUCUCUGUCUCCCCUACCUCCUCACCUCAGGCUGGCCCUUGGAGUGACUGGGUUCUGGAGGAGAGAGGCCAGACCUUUUCCCUCUCUACCCCAGGUACAGGCUCUGCUGCUGGGCAUGGUCCAUGGAGAGAUGGCCCGGAACACCCAUCCUGGACAGAACCAGAACACAGCCGCAGAACGGAACUUGUGGAUGAAGCUUCGCCUGCGGCCAGGAGACAGGCGGGGUUUCGAUGUGGGCGUGGCUCAUUCCCUCAGCCAAUGGCAGGCCUGCCUGUGGAGCGUGCUCAGUUUGAACCAGCUACUGUGUCUGCCCCUGCCUGAACCAGACACAGCAUGGUUAUUCAGUGGUAGUCUGGUCCAUGGUUUGGUUGGACGUCUGAGAGGGGGUUGUUCUCCUGAGUCUGUCCUGGCUGCAGCUCCUCUCUCUGGGCAUAUAUACCGCUCCCUACUGGCUGCUCUGGAGAACUGCACCCUAAAUACACUACCCUCAUCAUCAGGGGAGGAGGAAGAGGGGGAAUGGAAGGAGGGGGGAGAGGGAGAGGGAGAGGAGGAGGAGAAGGAGGAGCCCCUUCCUCCCAGGAGAUAAACAACAGGUUUGCUCUACUGAUGACUGAGGAGGAUGAAGAGUGAGAGCGAUAGGGGUGAGGAGACUACCUUCUUUCUAGUCAACAUGGUGCUCAUAAAUAAACUUUAUUAUUCUUUUCACAGCUUUAGAGAGAGGAGUGGGAUGAACAGAAAGAGAUGGCCUGUGGUAUAGGCGCACUAUUUUAUAAAGCAUUCAAUCCAUAUGAUUUAAACCCACUCAGGGAAUGCUGCGUUCCAAUGACUAUUCUAAACUAUGAACUUUACUAUCUCUGAUAAAACUCUGCCUGUUCCUUUUAAUUAGGACAUAUAAAGUAUGUAUAUGUAUGGCCUUAAUGAGGCCUUUACGGCAGUUAAUGCCAUCUAAACAAGCAGCUUAUGUCAGCAUAUGAGUCUACAUAAUACAUUGCGCCUAUGAACUGUUGAUUACUUAUGUUUUUAAUAAAAUGUGUAAACUCAA